This is a messenger RNA of Vanessa tameamea, 5816 nucleotides long. RefSeq names its product eukaryotic translation initiation factor 4E transporter-like. Gene Ontology annotation, biological process: negative regulation of translation. Gene Ontology annotation, cellular component: cytoplasm; nucleus. Lineage: Eukaryota; Metazoa; Arthropoda; Insecta; Lepidoptera; Nymphalidae. The record is from RefSeq and is a predicted model, not a curated record. The transcript has 26 exons. Gene Ontology annotation, molecular function: mRNA binding. The coding region runs from base 338 to 3340 and encodes 1000 amino acids.
AUAGUGUUUUGCGAAAACCACGAGUUUUCCCAUCGUUCUCGCUAUAAGUGUCCUAUAAUAUACCAUCAUAUCGCGAAUUCAUCUUGCUACGUAGUUGAAGACGCCGGUUGUCUGUAUAAUACGUAAAAAACGCGCGUCGCUACGUCUCUUUGACAAACUUAGUCUUAAGAUCUAGCUUAAUCUUUUUGUUUUUUUGUUAUUUUUAAUAUAAUUAAAUAAUUAAUAAUUAUUUUUAUUACGGUUUUAAAUAUUUAUUUAGUGUACAUUAAACGUAAGGUUAGUUUUUUGUAAGCGCCAUUUUGUUGUGCCGCGUCACUCGCCUCGCCGCGCUUUCGUAAUGGUGAGCAAGGAGGUUAUGAGCGAAGUGGCCAAGAAGGGUCGGAGGAGGAGACGCAGGGCCGGCAGCCGCGCGUCCAAACGUCGUGCGAGGAAGUUGGCUGCGAUGGCGGUCGCGACGCCGGUGGAGAAAUCGUCGCCGGUCAAAUGUGCCGUGCACGCAUUCCUACUGAGAUAUCAGAGCGCGCUGAGGAAGGUCCCGAUGCAACUACCGCCGAAGGUUCAUGCUGGUCCUCCGUCGAAGAGGGUGAAACGCGUUUCGUGGCGUCAUGAGGAUAGCGGGGCAUCGGGGGGCGGCGGCGACCCCGCGGUGCUGGCGGUCGGUCCCGCGCGUCGCCUGCUCACUUACACGCGAGAUGAGCUCAUGCGCCUGCGCAACUCGCCGCUCGUCAGGCGCGGGCUCGAGAACGCGUUCGCGGGCAACGAGACACUUGCCCUCGUUCUAAAGAGACGUUCCGAUUCACCGAAUGAGGAAGAUAAAGGGGGAAGAGGAGAUGCACCGACGGAGAACCAUAAAGGCGCGUACGGGCGCGACCGCGAGCGGCGCUCGGCCGACCCGCGCGAGCGCGUGCGCAAGGAGAGCGAGCCGAGCAGCGGCAUCGUGCUGUCGCCGCAGCGGCGCUCGUUCACGUCGGGCUGCGGCGCGCCCGCCGCCGCCGCGCCGCCGCCGCACCUCGCGCGCACGCGCCCCGACUCGCCGCUCGGCGCCGCCGCGCAGCCGCUGCCGCCCAAGACGGAGCAGGCGGGGCGGCGCAUCGGCUCGGGGCGCAUCAUGGUGCGCGACGUGCCCAGCGCCGCGUGGGAGGAGGGCGAGCCGCCGCGCGCCGAGCCCUACCGCCCGCCGCCCGAGCGCCGCGCCAACGGCGACCAGCGGUAUGACCGACGCUCGUUCAACCGAGACUCCUACUCCUCUGACAUCAAGAGGGAAAGGGACGAUCGAUUCAACAACGAAAAACAACGAGAUAGAGAGGACAAUCGUAGAGGUGGUCGCUUCUCUCAACGACGGUUUGAGAAGGAAGAUGAACCAGAAUGGUUUAGUGGAGGACCGACGUCUCAGCUGGAAACGAUAGAGUUGCGUGGUUUCGACGAGCCCAUUAAGAAGAACGGAUCGAACAACAAGGAGAAUGAGAAGUGGACGGGUGGUUCACGUGCGGAACCCUCUACGCCGCCACUCGAAGCGGCGCAGACGCUUAACAACAGCAAUGAUAAGGACUCCGGUGUUGAGAGCAAGAGUGAAGACCAGACGCAGCCCGAUCAGCCCGAAUUCAACCUCGAUGAGUUCCUCAAGUUCGAUUCUAUACCGGAAGUACUUACUAACGGCGGCAGCGAGACGGAGGGCAGCCGCUUCAGCCGCUGGUUCCGCCGCGACAGCCCGCCCGCGCUGGCCGCCGACCGCCACUACGAGCGCCUCAUGCACAACAUGGUGGACGAUCUCGACAGUUCAACCCACGAGCAGCCCCCCGUGCCGGAGCCGCAGCCCGCGUAUCCCCCGGUGGGCGCCCGCGGGAACCCCCCCAACGCGCCUGCGCCCUCGCUACUCGAUAUGCUGAGGCGGGCCAGUGCGGAUACUGAACAGAGAGCCGAACUAAACUCAGGGGGCGGUAAGAUCCACAGCCUGGAGGAGUUGGAGUCCCGCCUCAGGCCGCAGCCCGCCGCCGUGCACGACCACGACCUGUCCGCCUUCAAGCGACUCUUGGCGCAGGUGUCGGGCGGACACGCCGUGACGGCCGAGCCGCCGCGCCCGCAGCCGCCGCCGCAGCCCAUGAGCUUGCUGCAGAUGCUUAGCAAGAGUAUGGAGCAACAACAGCACCAACAUCAGCAGCAACAACAUCAACAGCAACAGCAGCAGCAGCAGCAACAGAAAGCGCCGCACAUUCCUCAGGAGCUCCUAUACAAGCUCCUGCAGGUGCAGCAGCGUCAGCAACAGACGGGCGAGUGGGCGCCGACCGCGGACCGAGAGUUGUUGCAGCGGCCCGAGGCGCAGGCCAUCAUACACGGUCUGAAAGCUGGCGAGAUAACGGUGCAGCAUCUAAUGCAGCAGCUCGGCAAUCCCGGCCUCCAGAGUCGCCAUCGCGAGCUCUUGCUUACCAUCCUGCGCACGCAUCAGCAACGACAACAAAUGGGCGGAUCUCCGCUGCCGCCGCACCUGGUGGUCCCGCCACCACAUCACCAACCAUUGAGACUGUCGCCGCUACCACACUCUGCAUUUUGCGUGUCUCCCAUCAUGGCGAGUCCCAACACGCUCGCCGUACACAACGUGCCAGGAGGAGGGGAGGAAAGAUAUAACUCAGGCGUGCCCGCACGGAUACCGUCACCGCGUGAGUUAGCCGCACACACGCAGUCCAUAAUGCAGGGCGCGCUCAUAAAGAAGAAGCUGGAAGAGCAGAGAGAGAACUACCGUAGGCGGCACGAGAUGCAACAACAGCAGCCGAAACAACCUACACCCAUCUCUUUCACUCCGACAUCUGUGCUGCGCAAGAUGACGGCGGAGAAGGAGGAGGCGGGCAGCCCCAAGUCGUGGGCGGCGGGCGCGCCCGGGCUGGCGCACGCGCACGCGCACGCGCACGCACAGGCGCUCGCCAAGCCGCACGGCCGCCCCAUCGUCAAGGGUAACCAGAGUGGAACAGCGCCUAUGGGCUAUGCGCCCACGCAGCCGGACUACCAGCAACAUUAUCUCAAUUUACAACAACAACAGAUGACGAAUGCGAAUCGAGCCUUCCCACACCAGCAGCAACAAAGACAACAGGUACCGAAUUCCUUGAACGGUAUGGGCGGCGUUUCACGCGGUGGCACCACCCUGCACCAGCUGCUCGUGCAGUCCCACCAGAGGACGCUCAACGAGAUGAGCGGCAGCGGCGACAACCAGCUGGCGCGCUGGUUCUCCCCCGAGCUGCUGGCGCGCGCGUCGGCCGGCAAGCUGCCGUCCGUGCACGUGCCCAACGCGCUGUCGCUGGAGGACCUCGAGCGGCACCACCACUCGCCCGCGCCGCCCGUGCGCAACUGAGUCAACCCCCCCUCCCCCCAAAACAGGCUGGCCUCAGGGCUAAUUUUGUAGAUAUUCGAAAUUUUUUUUUGGUCAAUAUGUAAUACUUCCCGAACGGCGCCGACUACAUCCCGACGUUAUCGGUGUAAAUUGAAAAGUGUAGACGAGAGACGUGGUUUCGUUUACGAUGAUUAUAAGUUUCUAGCGGUUUAUUAUCUCGUUUAAAAACAUGCGGUCUUAAACCGUCAAUUGUCGAGGGUUUGCCGAGGAAAUGACGAAAUCGAUGGUUAUAUAACAUUGUUUAAAUAUAAACUUUGAAUACAAGAGACGUAAUAAUCGCUAUAAAAUCCUACGUGAGUUCUUCCGUUUAAAAUUUAUUUUUACAUUGUAUACAUACAUCUAAUAAAGUUCUCUCUCAAUAUGUUAAGUCAUUGUUGAAUUUUGAAAUCGAACCGAAACACUCGAAAAGGCUUUGGAUGUAAGGCAGAAAAAUAUGUCAUGCAGUGAAAAUCUUGUGCAGCAGAAAUUAUCGCUUAAUUUAGUUUAGUUGAGCAGAAUAUUUCGUUAUACGUAUUCAAGAUGAACGUUCAUCUUGUGAAAAAAUUGUGUCAUUUUGAUUAUAGUUUUAAACAACACCAAUCGAAAAGUCCCAGUAAAAUGCCGCGUUAAAUGGAACUGUUUUUCUAUCCUUAUUUUGUAAAUGACGUCGCGUGCGAUCUCAAGGUUUUCACAGCAGGAAGACAAAAAAAUUGACUGUGGGGGUAUGUCUCGCAAUGACGCCGAAAUGUUUAUGAUCGAGGCUCUACAAAUAUAUAUAAAAUACUGCGUAUACUUUUUUUUUAAAUAUUUAUGAGAUAUCCCUGUUUAAAGCAAAAGAACGAAUGUUUUAUUGUUUUUUUUAACUAAUAUCUACCGAAAUUAAUGUAUCCCAAAAGAAGUACAGAUGCAAUACGAUACUUCUUCGUAGCGUUUGUCGUUUAAUUUCAUUAAUAAAAGUAAAAUAUUAUUUUGCUCUACCCGAUGAGGCUAGAAUAGUAGACGUUGAAUCCAUACACUGCCAUUUUAUUUAUUUAUUUCUCUGUAUAAGUUUUUUUUUUUUCAUAAUAAAAUUUAAUAAAUGUAAACAUAAGUAACUAGGAACGCAAGCAUUUGACAUAUAGUUUGUAUAUAUAAACAAAACCAGUGUUAUUAUGCAACAAAGAGUUCAACACGAAUUGAUAAAUUUGUGAUACCAUUGUGAUGAAGUUUACAAUGUUGAAGCAAUAAAUACGCAUUUAAAACAUAUUACGUCGAGUGUAAACAUAGUGUUGUAGCCUGGGGUUUUACAAAUAUAGUAUUUUUGAAAAUGAAAACAUCGUCGAUUGAAUAAAUAAAUAAAUAAACCCUUUGCUUCAGUACUGUGUAAAUAAAAAAUGAACAAUUUUUCAGGCGAUUGUGAAAUUUACACAUUAUAUAAUAUUGUAUUCUGUCUAAGGGCGAUGUUAUAUCGAUAAACUAAAGGUUGUAGCUGCGUGCAGGGAUCAAAGUUUGGUGUAAUAAGUUUUAGUCGAUAAAAAAAUUAGUUUAGAUUUUUGUCUUUUCGAUUCGGCUGUCGUGAUUUACGUUCGAUCCUGUAUCAGCUCCCUACCGGACUUGACUGUGCAGGGGGUCGAGACACGAUCCACCCUCUGGUCUACGACUGAGACAUACAAACACGACAAUGUUGCAGAGGACGUUGAGUGCGUGCGUGCGAGGCUACGUGUACGUGUGCGUGUACGUGUACGUGUACGUGUACGUCUGACGUUUGUGUUUGUGACGCAUUUUUGUUACUACGUCAUUUUCGCGAGGAGGAAGUUUUACGUUAGAUAUUGUAGAUAUUGUCAUUUUCAAUUAUACAUUGUGAGAUGGAUGUUCUCGGCUGAUCUCCGAAGUUUACGAUCGCGAAUUUGUUAAGAAUUUUUUGGAAUUCGCACAAGUGAAACGCAUUUGUGUUAGAUGUUCCCUUGUUUUUUUUUUAAAUAUAUUUCGAUAUCCCGAUUCAAUCGACGACCCUCUUCCCAUCGAGACAUGAGCUGAGUUUUGUCAAUUUAUUUCAAUAUACACUACGGACAAUAGAGUAGAUUUCUGCCGUCCAAUAUUUAAAAAGAAAAUCAGCUCAUGAGUUUGAACGAUAUCGACCGACCGUACCCUUCGCCUGAUGCCUAUAUUUGAACAAUCGACUCUUUUAAGUAACGAAAUGGAAGCGUAGGUUUUUUUUGACGUUUUAUUGGAAGGAUCUGAUAGGCCGAGCGGCAAUCAUGUCUAACGAUUUGAUAUGUGAUGUUUAUAUGGAGGCGCGCGCAUGAGAUGCCGCGCUGGAUUCGGUUCUAAUUUAGAGGACAUAGUGGUGAAAUUUCUGUUUUUCGGAACGCGACCUGUAUUAUGUUUUGGGCGCACACUGCGGUAAUGCGCUGACGUAUUACAAAAGAAAAUGUCUCCUGUCAGCUUUAAAUUAUUGAUUAAAGAAAAUUUGAAAGUU